UCCAGAGUUAUCUACUUGGGUAGGUAGGGGGUGUAUCUCGACCAUCGAGAACUUGGAAAUCCACCUAAUUCUUAUCGUGAGCCGCAAUGGAGGAAAGCUUGCUUGCGAUUUUGAUGACCCAUUGGGUCCCAAUUACAGGAACUCUAGUCUUCGGCUAUUGCCUGAGCAACAUCAUCUACAACCUCUACUUGCAUCCGCUUGCUAAAUUUCCAGGACCGCUGUUGGCACGAGCUACACAUCUAUGGCGGUUCAAGAACACGAUGAGCGGUCGACAGCACCGAAUAUUCCGGGCUGAGCACCAGAAAUAUGGCGACGUCUUCCGUGUCUCCCCUAACGAGUUGAGUUUCGCCUCGGUUCAGUCGUACCGCGACAUCUAUGGAUUCCCCCCAGCGGGACAGCCUCAAUUUAUCAAGAGUGACUUUUACGAUGUAUUCGGGUCGGGUUUCAAGACGGGAUGCAUUGGAAGUGAGCGGGAUCCGAAGGUGCAUGCCUCCAAAAAGAAGAAUCUCCUUGCAGCAUUUUCUCCGCGUAGUCUAACGGCUCAGGAGAGCAUCAUACAAAGAUGCACGGACGCGUUUGUUGCUAAAGUCGGCCCCCUGAGCCGGAAGGACAAAGCUGGUAUCGACAUGACUAAAUGGUUCGAGAUGAACGCUUUUGAUCUCUUGGGUGAGAUGGCGUUUGGGGAGAGUUUCGGUUGCGUAGCUGAGGAAAAACACCAUUUCUGGAUCGACCUCAUCCUUACGCAUCUGCGUGAGAUUGUCCUCGUGGAUAACCUACGACGAUUCCGCUUGUUAGCUAUGCUGGGCAAGUUGCUGCUACCGUCUCUCGUGACGAAAGUGAGAGCAACCCAUCAACGGUACAGCCGGGAUAAAGUCAAGAGCCGGCUCGAGAGCAAAUCAUCACGGCAGGACUUCUUUACAAAUAUCGUGGCAAAGGUCAAGAGCGAUGAUAUUGGAUUGGAGGAAAUGACGGCGCAUGCGAGCACUCUAAUCAUUGCUGGUGGCGAAACCACAGCGACAACCUUGGCCGCGACGCUCUACUAUGCACUACGUUCACCCGAGGUACGCUCCAAGUUGACGAACGAGAUACGCGAGCACUAUAAAUCGUACGACGAGAUCGAUUCCGUCUCCGCCCUCCAAUUAUCAUAUCUCCAGGCCGUCAUCAACGAGGCAUUGCGAAUCCACCCUUCUGGUGCUGGUGGGUUUCCACGCAUCUCUCCUGGUGCAAUCGUCGACGGACAUUGGGUACCUGCUGGAACAGAAGUAUACACCAGCACAUGGUCGGUGUCGCAUGACGAACGCUACUUCGCAGAUCCAGAUGUAUUCAAGCCGGAGAGAUGGAUCGAUCCCGAGUGCAAGGACAUCAAGGAAGCGAGUCAACCAUUCUCACUUGGAUACAGAGCUUGCAUCGGACGAAGCUUUGCUUUUGUCGAGAUGUCGCUUGUCCUCGCGAAACUAUUCUAUUCGUACGAUAUGAAUCUUGUGGAUCAAGAUCUUGAUUGGGAAAACGGGUCAAGGCAUUGGGUUAUGUGGUGGAAAGCCCCAGUUCGGAUCCACGCCCGAGACGCGUUCCUGCCGUAGAUACUGUAGUUUAUAGUGACUUAUGGGC
Annulohypoxylon maeteangense is the source of this 1608-nucleotide messenger RNA. RefSeq names its product putative cytochrome P450. Lineage: Eukaryota; Fungi; Ascomycota; Sordariomycetes; Xylariales; Hypoxylaceae. The transcript is spliced from 10 exons. The record is from RefSeq and is a predicted model, not a curated record. Bases 87 to 1580 code for a protein of 497 amino acids. Gene Ontology annotation, molecular function: heme binding; iron ion binding; monooxygenase activity.